Messenger RNA from Phlebotomus argentipes, 3159 nucleotides. RefSeq names its product protein O-GlcNAcase-like. The record is from RefSeq and is a predicted model, not a curated record. NCBI's taxonomy places the organism in Eukaryota, Metazoa, Arthropoda, Insecta, Diptera, Psychodidae. Bases 176 to 3154 code for a protein of 992 amino acids. Gene Ontology annotation, molecular function: beta-N-acetylglucosaminidase activity. Gene Ontology annotation, biological process: glycoprotein metabolic process. The transcript has 7 exons.
AUUUUCCUCCGGAUUAGUGCGAGUGCCCAAAAAUAAAAACAAUCCAACAAAUAUUCUCACCUGCCCUCGAAUUAGAUGGAAUAUGUGAAGAAUUGUGCACUAAAGUGUUAACUGUAAUUGUACAUAAGCAAGGACAGGUGAUAGAAUCGGUGUGUGAGUGAAAGCGGACGAGAUAAUGGCCAAUGAGGCGCCGGUUGAUGGGAAUUUCAACAUGAAAAAUGAGAAACAAUUCAUUUGUGGCGUUGUGGAAGGCUUCUACGGGCGACCGUGGACGACGGAGCAGCGGAAGGACUUGUUUGCCAAGCUGAAGAAGUGGGGCAUGAACUCCUACGUGUACGCGCCGAAGGACGACUACAAGCACCGGGCGUACUGGCGGGAGCUGUACACGGUGGAGGAGGCGGAUCACCUGAGCAGCCUCAUCGCGGCCGCCAAGGAGCACGAGAUCAACUUCUACUACGCCCUGUCGCCGGGCCUGGACAUGACGUACAGCAAUGCCAAGGAGACGGCCACGCUGAAGCGGAAGCUGGAGCAGGUGUCGCAGUUCGGCUGCGAAGCCUUCGCGCUGCUCUUCGACGACAUCGAGCCGGAGAUGACGAAGGCGGAUAAGGAGGUGUUCCAGAGCUUCGCGCACGCCCAGGUGUCCGUGACGAAUGAGAUCUUCAACCAUCUCAACUGUCCGCGCUUCCUCUUCUGCCCCACGCAGUACUGCAGCUCGCGCGCCGUGCCGUCGGUCACGCGCUCGGAGUACUUAAACACCGUGGGCGGCAAGCUGGCGCAGGACAUCGAGAUCCUGUGGACGGGCCCACGCGUGGUGUCCAAGUUCCUCACCGUGGAGGGCAUUCAGGAGAUCACGGAGGUGCUGCGCAGGCCGCCAGUCAUCUGGGACAAUCUCCACGCCAAUGAUUACUGCAGCAAGCGCCUCUUCCUCGGGCCCUACUCUGGGCGAUCGCCGAAGCUCAUCCCACUGCUCAAGGGUGUCCUGACGAAUCCCAAUUGCGAGUAUCACGCCAACGCCGUGGCCAUUCACACGCUCGCGCACUGGUCCAAGUGCACAACCGAGGCCAGCAUCGACAAUGCAAUAUCGGCGGACAUCAAACUAGAGACUGAGGGCGAUCAGGGUGGCUUUGGCGAGGAGAUGACGCCCAAUUGCCUGGCCAAGAACAUCUAUCAUCCGCGCGAGGCGCUCAAGAAUGCCAUCCGCGCGUGGCUGCCGGAGUUCCAGGUGGAGAAGGAGGCGUGGGGCCCCAUCACGAAGCCCCAUCCGCCCGUGACGAUGGUCAUGCCCAUCAUCCCCAUCAUCCCGUCGGUGAACACGUGCAUGAGUCUCACCACGUCCACCACGGCCACUGUCACGUGCACGCAGACGAUGAAGGUGCCGGAGGUGAACACGACGCAGCUGCAGGCGUUGGCCGAGGUGUGCAGCACGGUGACGGGCGGCGAGACGAUUCCGCCGCUGCCCAAUGUCGUGAUGAAUUCGCUGGUGUCGGCGAAGAAGAUUGUCACGAAUGACACCAUCCCGAAUCCCAUUGUCUCGAAUUUGUCCAUUCCGGACAAGAUUCCCGUGCCGUGCAUCCAAGCGCCCAUCAUGGCGCUGAAGGAGAGCGUGGAGGAGGACAAGGAGAGCGACGUGGCGGCCAAGGUGCAGAUCAGCGAGCCGAUUGAGGUGGAGGACAUCACGGAGAAGGACGACAUGGUGGACAAGGUGGACGGCAAGGCGCUUCCGUCGGCGUCCGGGGCUGAGACUGAGGCCGGAACUGAGGUGAUGGCCAUUGCCGAUGAGAAUCCCUCGCCGCACAGCACAACAGAGCCAAUGGAGUGUGGCAGCAGCGUGUUGUCUUCCUCGCCGAAGCAGAAGAGCUCCUCGGAAGAUGUCGUGAUGUCAGAGAGUGUCUCGACGAGCUCCGGAAGCAUGCACGUGGAGACUUCUGACGGUUCGCUCAACUCGAAUGUGGAUCUGGGUGAGGAUGUGGCCAAGGAGCUGAGCAAUGAGGAUCUGAGUCUUCUCUGUGAUCUGUUCUACUUGCCAUUCGAGCACGGCAGCAAAGGUCUGGUGAUACUCAAUGAGUUCCACUGGCUGAAGACGAAUGCCAGCGUGCUGCUGGGCGCGCCGAAGAAGCCCUUGACGGACGCCAGUGUGAAGCCGGAAGUGCAGGAGUGGCUGCAGCGCAGUGAGAAGUUCGCCUCGCUCUGCCAGUCAAUUCUGGCGCUGGCCAAGAAGUUCAGCGUGUGCGUGAACAAGGAGCUGCUCUACGAUCUCUACUCGUACGUGUGGGACAUUGCGGGCAUCGUGGCGCUGCUGAAUGCCUUCGUCCAGUGGCUGGCGCUCGCCCACUUUCCGUCCAACAUCAAUUCCUACACGCAAGGCAGUUAUACGUGGUUCAGCAAAGGAUGGAAGGAUACUUUUAUGUCGGGCGAGCAGGAACCCUGGGUAUUCCGCGGAGGAUUAACGGCUGAUCUUCAGAGACUUCUGCCUGUGGACUCGGGCAAUGAUUUAUUCCUGUACAAACUCCCGGACGCGCCCUCGUCGAACUUCUACACGGUGCGUCCGUACGUGUUCACGGACGAGGAGGCGGUGUACUCAAUCUGCCACAAAACCUGCCGCGACGGAUCGGACUGUUCGGAGCUGUUCCCGGAGAAUCUGCAGGGCAUUCCGGCGGAUCGCCUGGUCGGGCCGUUCAUCACCAUCAAUCCGGAGUUCUGCAUGGUGAUGGAGUGUGGCUCACUGGGGCUGAUUGGGUACAUUUGUGGCGCCCUGGACGCCAAGGUGUUCUACAAGAAUCAGCAGAUGUGCUGGUUGCCUGCCAUGUGUCUCAAGUAUCCGAUUGAGCUGCUGGAGUCGCCGGAAUUGACGCCCACGGCCAAGGACACGAUCACACACUUUCACAACUUCAAGUACGACUGCCCGCAGGAGGUGCUCAACGGCUAUCCGUCGAUGAUGACGUGCUGCGUGCUGAAGGAGCAACUCACGCACGAUCCGUCAGUGGCCAAGAGGCUCGUCACGGUGCUUCUGGCCGCCUUUCGGUCCAACGGAUCGUUCGGCGUGCACGUGUGCAUCAAUCGCACAGAUCGCUACAUGCAUCAGUUCUACACCAAACUGGGCUUCGCUGAGAUCCUGCAGGACAACAUGCGCAUCUACUUGGGCAGGAACUUCUAACUCUC